Argentina anserina (silverweed cinquefoil) is the source of this 1448-nucleotide messenger RNA. RefSeq lists its product as uncharacterized. Gene Ontology annotation, molecular function: RNA binding. The coding region runs from base 52 to 1221 and encodes 389 amino acids. The transcript is spliced from 7 exons. The record is from RefSeq and is a predicted model, not a curated record. NCBI's taxonomy places the organism in Eukaryota, Viridiplantae, Streptophyta, Magnoliopsida, Rosales, Rosaceae. Gene Ontology annotation, biological process: tRNA modification.
CGCCCGUAUAACACGGAACACGGAGAGAGAGAGAGAGAGAGAGAGAGAGAGAUGGCGACUGACAACAAAUCAAAGUCAUCUUCAGCCCCGAAGUCCAAGAAGGGCAAGACCCGUUAUCUUCCUCACAACAGGUCUGUGAAGAAGAAAGGGGCGUAUCCGUUACACCCGGGAGUGCAAGGAUUCUUCAUCACUUGUGAUGGUGGCAGAGAGCGCCAAGCCUCUCAUGAAGCUCUCAACGUUAUCGACUCGUUUUUUGAAGAGCUUGUACAGGGGAAGGAUGCAACGACAAAUCUUUCUGAGGCACCCAGUAAACCUAUGAAUAAAAAAAUUAAGUUCACAUACUCUGAUUCUUCUAGUAGUGAUGAUGAAGAUGAUGGUGUUGAUGACAAGAAAGAGGAGGGAGAAACGAAGGAACCUGUUGAAGACAAGGAGGUGGUUAAUGAAGAAAAUAAAGCUGACGCUUGUACAGGUGAUGAUGGUAGUCAAGAUGAUAAAAAAAGUGAGACGUCAGAGCUCGAGAAGAAAGAAAGUGCUAUCUCUGAAAAUAUUCCGGAGGAAGAUACUAAAGACGACAAAGAGGGUAGUAUAAGUAAAGAGACUUCUGCAAAAGAAGUUGAAGAGCCACCAGCAAAAAAGCAAUGUCUAGUUACAGAUUCAUCAAUAAGGAUACCGAAUAAAGUAGAAGAGAAGUCCAUUGAUAGACUAAUUGAAGAUGAGCUCCAAGAGCUUAAAGAUGAGAACAAGAGGCUCUUUCUCAGCCUUGAGCCAGGAUGCAACGGUGUUGUCUUUGUUCAAAUACGGAAGAGAGAUGGAGAUCCUGGCCCCAAAGAUAUUGUACAGCAUAUGAUGACAUCUGCUGCUGCAACAAAGAAACACAUGUCGAGGUUUAUCUUAAGGGUAUUACCUAUCGAAGUAUCUUGCUAUGCUUCAGAAGAGGAGAUUUCCAGAGCAAUCAAACCUCUUGUUGAACAAUAUUUUCCCUUGGAAACUCAGAGUCCUCGCAAGUUUGCAGUAAUAUAUGGAGCACGGGCAAAUACUGGUAUUGACAGGAUGAAAAUCAUAGAUGCAGUGGCAAAAUCUGUGCCUCAACCUCACAAAGUUGACCUCAGCAACCCUGAUUUGAAUAUUGUGGUUGAAAUCUGCAAGACUAUUUGCUUGAUUGGUGUUGUUGAAAAUUAUAAGCAGUUGGCGAAGUACAACCUGAGGCAGCUCACAUCAUAGAUGCCCCAUAGGAGUUUGUUCUUUUACUUAAGUUCAAUUUGGUUCCUUAUAUGUAAUGCAUCACUGUGGUAGUCAUAUCACAUAAAUGAUCUGCGUUUAAUAUAAGAGAAACGAGAGAUCAUAAAGUUUGCUUCAUAUUGUAUAAGUUUGCUUCAUUUGAGUUGAACUAUGUUUGUUUUCUAUUUGUACUUGUCAUCUUGUAUUCAUUAGAUAAUCCAGUUUUCUGA